Molecule: messenger RNA, 5351 nt
Organism: Pseudogymnoascus verrucosus
Lineage: Eukaryota; Fungi; Ascomycota; Leotiomycetes; Thelebolales; Thelebolaceae
Exons: 5
Coding region: 200-5206 (1668 amino acids)
Molecular function (GO): protein binding
Source: RefSeq, a predicted model, not a curated record
GACCUGCAAUACCAACACGGCUUCGCAAAGCUUCUGAUAUAAAGCACUCCCAUGGAUGAGAACUAUACAUAUCAGGUGAUUCCGCUUCAUCUUCUGGAACCUUUGAUCCCACUUCUGUGAAUCUCCAUCAUAUAUGUCGAAAGGCAGUAUCGAGUCUAGUGGUCCGUGAGGCUGUAGCACCCCAGCAGGUUCCAACCAAAUGAAAACCUUCCUCCGCCGCAAGAAACGGCACGGCGACGGAGACGGAUCGAAAAACCAUUCAGCUGACGAUGAGCUUCGCGAUUCGGACGGUACUGCGUCCUCAAAUGUCACUGCACACCCCCCAUUGCCAUUGUUAUUUCGACACUCCCAUCAAAGUACCCAGUCGGGCCACAAGGACUCCACUCAUGAACAACAGCCAGUGUCGCAACCAAAACUUUCAUCGAAUAUCGAGGUGCGAAAACCUCCUGCCAAGGACCCUCUUGGUCUAGAAGUUAUCUAUAGACCGCCUGGAGAGCACAAGGUUGAUAUUGUUUUUGUACACGGCCUUGGUGGUGGUAGUCGAAGGACGUGGUCUAAAGGCAGCAAUCCUGACAACUUCUGGCCGCUUAACUUGCUACCAUUUGAGGCCGAAAUCGAGGAGGCGCGAAUUUCGACAUUCGGGUACAAUGGUACCUUUAAUGGACCAGGGAUCAGAAACUUGAUGCUGUUCUCGGAGCUUUCUAAGGAUUUUCUAUACAAUCUGAAGUAUGCAUCGUAUGAGUCUGAACAAGGGACAAAAUAUUUUGGGAUAGGUGAAAAGCCCAUCAUUUUUAUAGCCCAUUCAAUGGGUGGACUUAUAGUGAAAGAAGCAUACCUGGAAGGGCAAAUUGAUUUCCGGUAUAAGGAAAUCAUUAAAUCGGUCUCAUCUAUCAUAUUCCUCUCAACUCCACACCGUGGAAGCAACAUGCCUGAGACAUUGCACAAAAUUUUUGGGGUUACAAACAUAAAUUACCAUACGAAGUAUCUUGAAGACCUGGUGCCCAGGUCCCAAGUGCUACAGAGUCUGAACGACCGAUUCAGGCAUGUGGCAUCGAAUUUACAAAUUGUAUCGUUUUAUGAAACGCUCCCAACAGCAAUAGUUAUGCGAAAGAUGAUGGUGUUGGAGAAAGACUCAUCCAUUUUGGGCUAUCCUGGGGAAAUAUCAAAACCACUUAACGCCGAUCAUCGCGGGGUUUGCAAAUUUGAUGGGCCUAAUGACCCCAAUUACGUUAGUGUACGGAAUGUCAUCCAGUCACUCAUUAAGAGUCACAAGCCAAAUGUGAUGUUGGUUGCAGAGGAAGUCCAGGAGAGCAGUGUACCAAAGGUAUCAUUCGACUUUGAGGCAUACCUCUCAGCUCCUGAGUCACCAGAAAGAGACUAUAAUUUUUUCCGUGACAGGUGGACGCCAGGAACUUGUAACUGGAUUCUUAAAAAUGCCACAUUCAAGGAUUGGUUACAGGACACCCGCCGCAACCCCCGAGUUUUAUGGAUCAAUGGGAACGCAGCCAGUGGAAAAUCGAUCCUUUCGUCUUUUGUUAUUAACCACAUGGCUCAACUUGGUUGGUCCUGCCAGUAUUUCUUCAUUCGCUUUGAAAACAACAAGAAGCGGACGUUGAAUAAUAUGAUGCGAUCUCUGGCAUGCCAGCUGGCACGUUCCAUACCGGAAUAUGCCCAAAGGCUAAGGCAACUACAAGUUACGGGUGCUGAUCUUAAAACAGCUGAUUUCCAAAGCCUUUGGUUGUGGCUAUACCAAAGGAGUCUGGUCACAUUAGGCAUUAAACGUCCAUUGUUUUGGAUCAUUGAUGGUGUUGAUGAAGCAGAAAACCCUGAAUCUAUUGUAAGAGUUUUUUUGAAACUCUAUUCAGCGACUAUACCCAUCCGUGUGUUGGUUGUGAGCCGUCCAACACAUGAAAUCUCAUCAUCCUUCCAGAAACUACAGAAGCAGAUCCAUUCAGACAAAAUACACAUCGAAGGAAACCAAGAAGAUGUCCUCAGCUAUAUUACCAAUGAAAUGAAUCUCGCAGGAGAAUCUCCUUAUCGAGAGGACAUUAUCCGCCAGAUUCUUGAGAAAGCGCAUGGCAAUUUCCUGUGGGCCCGUUUUGCCGUGGAAAAAAUAAACAAGUGCCAUACCAGGUUAGAUGUGAAAGCGGCACUGAAUGAGCUCCCAUUGGGAAUGGAGGGACUUUAUGAUCGAAUGGCAAACACAAUCCAGACACAGCCCAAUGGUAACAAUCAGACGCUUUCCAAAAUUAUUUUGGUCUGGGCAACGUGCUCUCAGCGAUCUCUAAGUGUAGAGGAGCUUCGUGAUGCGCUGGGAAAGGAUAGACCCCUUGAUAUCUAUAGGGCUAUUACCGAUGUAUGCGGAGGAUUUGUGGUGAUUGAUAAUGAGGAGAAAGUUUCCAUGAUCCAUGCGACGGCAGUGGAAUAUUUGUUUCAGAAGGAUCGUGAAGAUCACCAGCUUGUUAUCAACCAGAAAACUGCAAACGACGAGCUAUUUAAGAGUUGCAUACUCUGCUUGAUGGACCCAAAACUUCGGAGUCGGGUAAAUCGAAACGAUCCACCAGUUUUCCUGGACUAUGCAAUGAACUUUUGGUUUAUUCAUCUAGCACAUGGAUCUGCUACUGAAACAGAUGUCCUCAUGCUACUGUUUAGGUUCUUACAGGAACCGCAUGUGCUGACAUGGAUAAGCAUAGCAGCCAAAAAGAAACAGCUGAGAGGGUUAAUAGAAGCUCCUCGGCACAUGGUGGCAGUUGCAAAUAUGUUAAGUGAACUCCAUAUACAGGAUGACAAUGCCAUAGAGCAGCAUAAAGCAAUUGAGUUGCUCACAAGCUGGGCGACAGAUCUUGUCAAUGUUGUUGGGAAAUUUGGAAGUUAUUUGACCAAGGACCCAGACUCAAUUUACAAAUUAAUCCCGCCUUUCUGCCCAGAAAACUCUGCCAUUUAUCGGCAGUUUGGGUGGAUGGAAAUGCAGGCACUUUCCGUUUCCGGAACCUCAGCCACUGAGACCUGGGAUGAAUGUCUGGCCUGUUUUUCAUUUGGGCCAGACGAUGAUGCGAGUACUAUUCUAGCAACCGGAAACCAUAUUGCCAUUGUGGUCUAUACCUCGUCAUCCAGCCACAUAUAUCUAUACAGCUCAAUCACAUUUAAGGAGGAGCGCCAACUUAUUCACCCAGAGUGGGUUCACGAGAUCAGAGCUGGUCAAAUAGGCGAUCAUCUUAUUACCUAUGGCCGUAAGGCUAUAAAAGUUUGGAAAAUAUCCACUGGUGAAUGCAUUAAGACAAUCAAUAAUGAGGCCAACAAUCCAAUGCCACAGGCCUUACUAUUUCACGACCAGCGGAACCGAAUUCUUGUUUUAGGCAAGGACAGAUGCAUCAUAUCAAUUUCUAUCAAUGAUGGCGAUACCGCUGAAUGGAAAAUAAAUCCAAGUAUUAUCGACAGGAGUCCGGAUGAUACUAAGUUAAAAGAACCGAUAUGUUCUGCCUUCAGCCCAGAUGGAAACAUGAUUGCAUUCGGCUAUAGUGGGCACUUGGUCACAGUGUGGGAGACACAAACCCAGAAAGUUGUUUCCAAGUUGAGCAUGAAAUUUCACAAAGAGAAUAUGACGAUCCCAAAAUAUAUCGACGGUGAAAUUGACAAUCUUUUGUGGCAUCCAUCCAGCGGAGAAAUUAUUGGCUUGCAACGCGACGGCUUAUUGUUCAAAUGGGAUCCAUAUGAUGAUGAAUCUAUUAUAAAAGUGAGGGUUGAGCAAGCAUACCGCCUGGCCAUCAGUCCAGAUGGUUCACGUCUUGCCACUGGUGAUGCAGAGCAUGUUAUCAAAAUAUUUGCAACGGCUGAUCUGUCCCUUCUACACAGCUUAUCGACGCAAGGCUCUAUCCGUAGCCUUUCAUUUAGCACCAACUCGAGGCGAGUGUAUGAUGUACGGGGAGGGUACGGCAAUGUAUGGGAGCCUAGCGGUCUAGUCGACCCCACCAGCGUUGUUGGAUCCCUUUCCCAUAAAGAAGAAUAUCAAUUUUCCAGAGCUCAAAAUAUCACGACCCUCUAUGGGCAAUCAAUGGCGCCUAUAUAUUGCUAUGGCACCGAAAACGGACCUGGGAUGUUGCGUGAGAUUGGCUCUAGGGCAGUAUGGCAGCUGAAAAAUGGAUUAGACGAUGUGCCUAUCCAUAAACUAGCGUUGAGUGACAAUGGAAGUCUAGCUGCAAUUGCAGACAUGAGUGGGAGGGUUUCCAUAAAGGUCAUUUCAAAAGACGACCAGGAGAGUGGUGACCUACAGAUUCACCACGACUUUGCAAUCAAUAUUGGUCGUAGUAGCGGAGUCAUAUCUCGAUUGCUAUUUCACCCAGGAGGCGGCCAGCUAUUUGUCGACACGACUCGUGCUAUAUACACCAUCAAUAUCACCUCUCAUGCUGUGAUUUCAUCAAAGUUCGUGCGUAGGAUGAUGAAAACACAAUGGAUAUGCCAUCCUACCAACCCCGAUUAUAUAUUGGGCUUUUCGGAUACCCUGGUCUAUGUUAUCAAUUGGGACAACGUGGAAGAGGUCAAAACGUUUGGAUAUUUCCCGCCCCGUCAGGAACUGCACCCAAAAUCGUCGUCAUACAAACUUGUACACAACCAAGAAUAUAACGACCGGGCUUCCGAAGGGGAACAAGUGCCCAACUCUAAGACCAGGGGACCCGAUAUCUUGCUCGAAAUUUUACAUCAUGAGCUGUUGGGGCAGCCUGGACGUGUGUACCUUGGAUUUAGUGUGGCGGAUAUCAAAGUUGGAUCUGAUGGUAAAGGCAGUUUGGUGGGCGACACGGAGGCCCCCAGCAAUAAACUUCCAUACACAAUAUUGCCUCAGAAUGUUACGUCUCACAUACGGGAACCUCUUGCGCUAUUAUCACAUGGAAGGCUCGUAUUCCUUGAUACAGAGCAGUGGAUAUGCACCUGGACUCUAUCUUCGGCUGUUACGAAAGCCCCGCAAGCGCACAGUAACUCAGAACGAGAGGACGCAGCUCCGGCCGCCUCCGAAAGGCCACAGGUCGUUAGUGACCACAAGAAAGAAACUUACAGAAGCAUCGAAAAGUAUUAUUUCCUCCCUGCAGAUUGGGUUACUUCAGGCGACGGCCAAGCAUGCUCCAUCAUGCGCGAUGGGACUUUGCUCUGUCCGGUACGAGGCCAUAUAUCAACGGUGCAAUGUGCGCGGCUUCGAACAUACUUUUCUUCGUGAUGCAACUCAAAAUAUACGGGGCCGUAUGGUGCUGUUAGCUGACUUUGUCUGAAAUUCCUUUUUUAAUCCAAGUUUACGGUAAGAGGCAGAACUGAGAUAGAGAGGGGUAACUCUGUCAGCACCGAGAUAGACUAUAGCAUAGGAA